AUGAAAUUCAGCGGUGGAACAUGUGAAAAUAUUUAUGGUGAAUUACUUGAUUAUGAAAUAAUACAGCAUGAAAAUAAUUUAAUUACUGAAUGUCGAUUAGAACGACGUAUUAUACAUCUACAAAAAUGGAUUGGUUUAACAAUUAUUUUAACUUAUUUAGCAGCUCUUAUUGGAGUUCAUAAAAAUGAUAGUAGUUUAUUAUUAUUUUUAUCGAUUAUUUUAUUAAUAGGUGUGAUAAUAAAAGCUUAUUUAAAAGUAAAACGUGAAUGUGUUAUUGUUGGAAAUCAAAUGGGUUUACAAUUGACAACAACUUAUGUAAUUGGAAGACAAACAACAAUUUUUAUUAGUUCAAAUCGAAUAAAAGAUAUUUUAAUAAAUGAAGGUUUUCUUUCACAACGUUUGAUUUAUUAUUUAACUUUAAUGAUAAAUGUUAAUGGUGAUAUGUCAAUGUUACCACUUUUUGUUAAACUUCUUCCACGUUUAUCUUUAUUAAAAUUAUUCUAUAAACAUCUAUAUCCUGUUAUUCAUAAAUUAAAAUAA
Messenger RNA from Rotaria sordida, 540 nucleotides. NCBI's taxonomy places the organism in Eukaryota, Metazoa, Rotifera, Eurotatoria, Philodinida, Philodinidae. The record is from the annotation of a GenBank genome assembly.